Messenger RNA from Arvicola amphibius (Eurasian water vole), 1058 nucleotides. RefSeq names its product matrix metallopeptidase 25 (gene Mmp25). The transcript has 6 exons. The record is from RefSeq and is a predicted model, not a curated record. Gene Ontology annotation, cellular component: extracellular matrix. The coding region runs from base 188 to 889 and encodes 233 amino acids. Gene Ontology annotation, molecular function: zinc ion binding; metalloendopeptidase activity. Lineage: Eukaryota; Metazoa; Chordata; Mammalia; Rodentia; Cricetidae. Gene Ontology annotation, biological process: proteolysis; collagen catabolic process; extracellular matrix organization.
AGACACUGAAGAUUGGACUACUUCCCCGCCGCGUCCUUAGUACUUAUUGCGGAUCCCGGAUCUCUCCUGCUCAUCUCUACUAUCCUGUGUCGGCUCCCUUGAUCUUCGCCGGGUACCUCCAGACCCCCAGGGCGGACGGAGUCGGGGCCCCUUCGAGAGUGGACCCUCGGACCAAGCUGAACGCGCCAUGAGGCUGCAGGCGCUCGAUCUCCGGUUACUGGUGCUGCUGCUGGUUCUUCUGCUUCAGCCUGUGUAUGGGACUCCCAGGGCGCAGGACAUGAGCCUGGGCGUGGACUGGCUGACUCGCUAUGGCUACCUGCCUCCGGCUGAUCCUUCCCAAGCCCAGCUGCAGAGCCUUGAGAAGCUGCAGGAUGCGAUCAAAGUCAUGCAGAGAUUUGCCGGCCUGCCUGAGACAGGUCAAAUGGACACAGAAACAAUAGCUGCCAUGCACAAGCCCCGCUGCUCCCUGCCUGAUAUCCUGGGGGCUGCUGAGCUGGUCAGGCGCCGCCGUCGCUAUGCUCUGAGUGGCAGCGUAUGGAAGAAGCGCACCCUGACAUGGAGUAUCCAGUCCUUCCCUCAGAGCUUCCAGUCGAGCCAGUCGAUCGUGCGGGCCCUCAUGAGUCACGCCCUGGCUGUCUGGGCUGUUGAGUCAGGCCUUACCUUCCAGGAGGUAGAUUCUCAACAUCAGGAGCCCGACAUCCUUAUCCAUUUUUCCCGGGGCUAUCACCAAGACAGUUACCCCUUUGAUGGACCUGGUGGCACCCUGGCUCAUGCCUUCUUCCCUGGAGAGCACCCCAUCUCUGGAGACACUCACUUCGAUGAUGAGGAGACCUGGACUUAUGGGUCACAAGGUGCAUUGCCUGGUGCCUCUGAAGCCAGAAGAGAAUGAGGAACUGGCAUUAAAUAUGGUGUGAUCGAUCAUGUGGUUUCUGGGAAUCGAGGCUGGAUCCUGUGGAAGCUCAGCCAGUGCUCCUAAUCGCUAAACUGCCUCUCCAGUCCCCAGCCCCUCCCAGACCCCUAAAAAGCACUUAAAAAGAAGUUUUUGCUUUUGUUUUUGA